GAUGGAUCGCGCUCGGCACUCACAUAGCUACCUCGUCAGACGAUUCUGAGCAUCUGCGCAUUGGUAUGAACAUCACGCCGUGCCAUCUCCGUACCUAAAUAAUAAUUGAAAAAAAUAAAAAUAAAAAAUAAUCAAAGACAAGAAACCCCGACAAUGACCGAAUCGCCUCGAGUCUCUCGUCCUAGUCCUAGUCCUGGUGGCUUCCUCCCUUCGCAGGCCCUGCCAUCGCCCACGCCGAGUACAGCUUCAAGCCGUGUCGCAGCUCUGCUGCCGCACCCACGUUCCAAGCCACUAGUUCCCGGGUCGAAAAAGGAAGAUUACGCUAGGGACUAUGUUGCAAGAAGGCUUUUACACAUUUCGCGCCGCUAUGUCAAGAAAUUCGGUAUCCCAGAUCCUGCCGACGAGGUCACUGGGUAUGAGAAUAUGGAAGAAGUCUGCCAUGAUCUAGAAGAGGUAGUAGACGUAUUAUGGUUUUCGGGAACUCCCAGUCUUCAGGUCCCCUACCUACUAAACGUUGCGCUCGCUCUGAAUACCUACCUCCCGUCGUUCCCUCCCGCGCCUCGGCCAACAUUCACUCUACUGCGAAAAAUAGAUCACUGCUUUGCAAGUCUACUAGUAGGGUACGAUGUGAAGACAAAGGAGCCACUGCCAGGCUUCUCCUCGACCGUGGAUAACAGCAAUAAGAUGCGAUUUUCAAAAACUGACAUGGUGCGUUGCAAGAGCUUAGCAGAUGAGACCCGUAUGCUCGUCGCCAUGGUCAUGAGCGGUGAGGUAGAUGUGGUUGAUUACACUGAAGAUGAUGAGGUUGUACAACGGCCUGCGCGUGCACAGACAGAAGCCCGAAAUAUUUCCGUUAACGUUGAAGAUCAUGCGUCGCAUAGUUUCCAUGGUGUUGAGAUCGUAAAGGAUGAAGAGAUGGACGGUGUAGAUGACUUCGAUUUUAGUUCCGAGGGUGAGGGUGUCGCUGUUCCGACUAAGCGGAAAGCUGGUGAGAUAUCACAAGAUGACGCUAUAAAUGACCAAGCGGCCAAAAUCAAACAAGUCAAAAUCGAAGACGAGGAAGAGGGAGACUCUAGCGUCAAGCUAAAUGAUAUCGCGCCGGCUGAUGACUCUGGUUCACGAGUAGGUAGAGAGUCGAAGAGCGAUGAUAACGGGCAGUUUCAUUGGGCAUUAGAGGAUGAUGAUGAUGAUGAUGAUGAUGACAAAGACGACGACGACUCAGAUAAUGAAAAACAACCUAGUAGGACUGCUUCUACAUCCAAAACUACUAACUUACCUUCUAGAGGAGCGAACCUUCCUUCCCCUCCUCGAGCGCCUGUCCUAAACGAUGCCAAGAGAACUGGGACAAACAACGAAGAAGAGGAAAAAUUUGAAGAGUACGAAGAUGAAGAAGAUGAGGAACUGGAGUUGAAUGUUGGGAAGGUGUACGAAAAGACACUUGUUCGGCUUGGGGAAACCCUAGGAGAAUCCCUGAUAGACGACUGAGGAUUUUACGUCUCUGCAUACACUAAAUCCGUACCUCACAGCCAAGCGAUCACAUUCGCUAGGUGACACUUUAGUUUAUCGCCUUCAUGCUCCGAAGGUUGAUGUAUUACUGGCGAUUGCGCACCGUCCCCAGUGUUCACAUCUGGGUGAGUGGAUAGAGUGCUAUUCUGCAGUGUAUGAAUGCGGCUUGCAGA
Xylaria bambusicola is the source of this 1679-nucleotide messenger RNA. RefSeq lists its product as uncharacterized. Lineage: Eukaryota; Fungi; Ascomycota; Sordariomycetes; Xylariales; Xylariaceae. Gene Ontology annotation, cellular component: transcription factor TFIIH holo complex. The record is from RefSeq and is a predicted model, not a curated record. The coding region runs from base 154 to 1485 and encodes 443 amino acids. The transcript has 2 exons.